ACACGGGAGCUCUGUCUGGUGGAGUCAUAGUCUCUAUUGUCUUCGGAGUGCUAAUAUUUAUUGGGCUGUCUCUGGCACUUCUCAUCUUUCGGCAAAAGCAGGCUCGUCGGAGACAAGCACGGCCAGAUUACAAUACUUCAGGCUUUGAUCGAGAGAAAGUCUGGUUGAAGCCCUACGUAGACCUGCAGCCGUAUGAAGACCCCAGCAGAGGGGUGCUGGAAUUCACUAAGGAACUGGACACCUCUUGUGUCACUAUGGAGAAUGUGAUUGGAGAGGGGGAGUUUGGGGAGGUCUAUCGUGGAUCCCUGCGGCUCCCAGGGAAAGAACGUCUCGUGGUUGCCAUCAAGACCCUGAAGCCGACGUAUUCAGACUCACAGUGGUGGAAUUUCCUGCGCGAGGCAACGAUUAUGGGGCAGUUCAAUCACCCAAACAUUGUGCGCCUGGAAGGAGUUGUCACCAAAAGGAGGCCAAUGAUGAUCAUCACCGAGUAUAUGGAGAAUGGAGCGCUGGAUACCUUCCUCCGGGAGAAUGAGGAAAAAUUUAGCCCUGUGCAGCUUGUGAGCAUGCUGCAGGGAAUAGCCUCUGGCAUGACCUACCUUUCAGAACAGAACUAUGUGCACCGGGAUCUGGCUGCUCGCAACAUCCUGGUAACACGCAGCCUUCAGUGCAAGGUGUCUGACUUCGGUCUCGCCCGAAUAUUGGAGAAUGAUGCAGAGGGAACUUAUGAAACCAAGGGUGGCAAGAUUCCCAUCCGGUGGACAGCCCCAGAGGCCAUUGCUCAUCGGAUUUUCACCUCAGCCAGUGAUGUCUGGAGCUUUGGAAUCGUCAUGUGGGAGGUGCUGUCGUUUGGUGACAAGCCUUAUGGGGGCAUGACCAAUCAAGAGGUGAUGAAAAGCUUAGAGGACGGGUACCGGCUCCCCCCACCCGUGGAUUGCCCAUCUAUCCUCUAUGAGCUCAUGAAGGGCUGUUGGUCGCACGAUCGGUUGAGGAGGCCUCACUUUCAGGAAAUCCGGGCACAGCUGCAACAUUUCAUCUCAAGUCCCCAGCUCCUCCGGCCCGUUGCAGACUUUGAUCCCAGGGUAACGCUCCGACUCCCCAGCUGCAGCGGAUCUGAUGGGAUCCCCUAUCGAUCCAUCCCUGAGUGGCUGGAAUCCAUUCGCAUGAAGCGCUACAUCUCCAACUUUCGCACUGCCGGCCUGGACACCAUGGAGUCCAUCCUGGAGCUCACUGCUGAGGACUUGAAACAGAUGGGAGUGUCACUUCCAGGCCACCAGAAGAGGAUCCUGUGUAGCAUCCAAGGCUUUAAGGAGUGA
Molecule: messenger RNA, 1313 nt
Organism: Eurypyga helias (sunbittern)
Lineage: Eukaryota; Metazoa; Chordata; Aves; Eurypygiformes; Eurypygidae
Product: ephrin type-A receptor 1-like
Exons: 10
Biological process (GO): axon guidance; protein phosphorylation
Cellular component (GO): neuron projection
Molecular function (GO): transmembrane-ephrin receptor activity; protein binding; ATP binding
Source: RefSeq, a predicted model, not a curated record